This is a messenger RNA of Meloidogyne enterolobii, 441 nucleotides long. Lineage: Eukaryota; Metazoa; Nematoda; Chromadorea; Rhabditida; Meloidogynidae. The record is from the annotation of a GenBank genome assembly.
UUAAAAAUGAGGCUUGAAUCCUAUUCAAUAUUCAUCCCCUUUAUUCUACUUGCAUUAGCCUUACAACAAAGCCAGGCAUUUUAUUAUUACCCUUAUUAUUCAUCAUUAUACAGCAUGUACAGUCCGUAUAGUAUGUAUGGAGGAAUGUAUGGUGGAAUGGGAGGGUUAUAUGGUGGCUUAGGUUCAAUGUAUGGUAUGGGUUAUGGAGGAUAUGGAAUGGGUUAUGGAGGUAUGGGAUAUGGUGGAUAUGGAGGUAUGGGAUAUGGGGGUUAUGGAGGACUUGGAGGAUAUGGAAUGUACGGCGGCCUUGGCAGUAUGUACGGAAUGGGUGGAUACUAUCCAUAUAGCUACUACGGAGGCAAAAAGAAGAGAGAAGCCGGAUUAGAACCCCCACCCGUAGAUGAGAAAUAUAAUAACCAGGAGGAAUAAAAAACUGACAAA